GCUGGACCUUAUAAAGUUGAUGAUGUUUUUCUGAAGGAAAUUUGGCUACAACGUUUACCAACGGUAGUUAAGCAAAUUCUUUGUGCUUCUAGCCAACCUUUAGAUUUAGAGAAUCUAGCUAGCAUGGCCGACAAAAUUUUAGAGGUAACACCUUGUACUACACCGUAUGUGCAGACACUAUCAGAGACUUCGAAUGACAGGCAAACUCCUACAAUAGCGUCGUUAACAGCCGAAUUAGGCGAACUACGAGCACAUCACGAACGAACCAUUGCCAGUCUCGAAAAUAAACUAGAUGGAUUACAACUAUUACUUUCCAAUCUCACAUCUAAAAGGUCUCGCUCCAGUUCCCGAGGGAGUAAGAAUCGAGACACCUCAAAAGGAAAGAAAUAUGAUGAUCACAUAUGUUGGUACCAUAGAAAAUACGGUGACAAAGCUAGGAAAUGCGUCACGUCUUGUAAAUUUUUCAAGUCAUUUUCCUCACCUAAAGGUGUCAACCAAACCAUGGUAACAACAAAUAUUUCGAGUGAUCCUCAUACUCGCCUUUUCCAUGUCCUUGAUAAAACUUCAGGAUAUAAAUUCUUAGUAGACACUGGAGCAGAAGUCAGCGUUAUUCCAGUUACCUUAGCCAACAAACCUGUUCCUAAGGGUGGAAAAUACACCCUAAGGGCGGCUAACAGGACUGAAAUAAAGACAUUCGGCGAACAAUUUCUAACAUUUGACUUGGGAAUUAAACGUCAUUUAACCUGGGUAUUUAUUAUUGCUGACGUCCGCCACCCCAUAUUAGGUGCAGAUUUUUUAAGCUUCUACAACUUAUUAGUUGACGUAAAAAGAAGAAAACUUAUUGAUUCCUGCACUAAACUUCAAGUCCUGGGAAUUCAGUCAGACUACCACAUACAUAGUAUUAAAAUUGACACUCCAGGAAACGACAUAUUCACCACUAUUUUAUCUAAAUUUCCCAAAAUAACGAAACCGGACUACAGUGAAAACACGGUCCAACAUUCUGUAGUACACCGGAUAAUCACAAAAGGCCAACCAACAUCGGCACGUCCACGCCGAUUACCACCGAACAAACUGAAUGUUGCAAAGGCUGAAUUUGACCACAUGAUGCAACUAGGUAUAAUACGUCCUUCAAGUAGCCCAUGGGCAUCCCCACUCCAUAUGGUGCCCAAGCGGGAUCAGGAUUGGCGACCCUGUGGUGAUUAUAGGUCAUUGAACAACCUAACGUUACCGGACCGUUACCCAAUCCCUCAUUUACAUGAUUUUUCGCUCACUUUACACGGCAAACAUUUUUUUUUCUAAAAUCGACCUUGUACGAGCGUACCAUCAAAUCCCAGUAGCACACGAGGACAUAGCAAAAACAGCCAUCAUUACUCCAUUUGGUUUGUUUGAAUUCCUGAGAAUGCUAUUUGGA
This is a messenger RNA of Schistosoma spindalis, 1411 nucleotides long. NCBI's taxonomy places the organism in Eukaryota, Metazoa, Platyhelminthes, Trematoda, Strigeidida, Schistosomatidae. The record is from the annotation of a GenBank genome assembly.